Molecule: messenger RNA, 1779 nt
Organism: Neodiprion fabricii
Lineage: Eukaryota; Metazoa; Arthropoda; Insecta; Hymenoptera; Diprionidae
Gene: kune
Exons: 2
Coding region: 183-821 (212 amino acids)
Biological process (GO): regulation of tube size, open tracheal system; septate junction assembly
Cellular component (GO): septate junction; membrane
Source: RefSeq, a predicted model, not a curated record
ACAUGAGCUAUAACGGCAUGAAGUAGGCAGCAGGCAGCAAAUGCAUUGUUGUUAGCUUAAUCAACCUAACAUUAGUUAGUCUGCGCGAGUGUCGGGCGUGAAUAAAUCGUUACACACCUGAGUAAAUAAACAUUGCUAAUAAUACUCGAUAAAAGUUAUUGUCGUCACAUAAUUUAACAACCAUGGAAAAGUCGCGAACGUUAAAAGUGGCUGCCGCAUGCACUGCGCUAGCAUUUGCUUUUGUGGUUAUUGCAUUUACCACGCCCUAUUGGCUAGAGACGGAUGGUAAAUUACCGAACCCAAAAUUCAUCAGACUCGGACUAUGGGAGGCGUGUUUCCAUAAUUUUGAAGAUAUAAGGCAUCUGUACGACACGAGAUUCAAUAGCUGUUGGUGGAUCUUUGAAGAAGAAUACUACAUAAUCCAAGACUUUCUACUACCAGAAUUUUUCGUCGCGACUCAAUUUUUUUUCACACUAUGUUUUACGUUACUCUUAGUAGGAGGCUUUUUAACAUUGAUCUGCACAUUUGGAUCUCGCCGUAACGACAAAUACCAACUGAUUUUAUGGGCUAAUGGAGGUACCCUGACACUGAGUGCUACAUUUGGAAUAAUAGCUGUAAUUAUCUUUGGAGCUAGGGGUGAUGGUCGUGACUGGAUGCCUAACUGGGAGCAUAACGACGUUGGUUGGUCAUAUGCCUUAGCAGUGGUUGGAACUGUCUUUCUCUACAUAGGGGGUAUCUUGUUCCUGAUUGAAGGUAGAAGAACCAGGAAACGAGAGCAGAAAUCUCUGAUGGCGGACCAAAAAACUCACACCACCAUCUAAUUGUCAGAAUAACUACUAUUCAGCAAUUCAUUCCAAAAAUUAACACAACUCAUCCGUUUUAUACCUAUAUUCGCUUACAUAUUAGAGUUAUAAGUUUAACGAAACUGUUCACUACUCCCAGAGUGUGUUUUUAAUUAUAGUUAUUAGCACUUCACGAGACACUGGUCUAUUUACCAAAAUUUUAAACUUUGCCACAAUUAAGUAGAAAUUUCAUAAUGAAAACAUGUUGCAGAGAAUCGGCAUUGUAUUUAUCGACCUGGUUGAAACUUACGUCAUAGUUCGUGAAUACAACACCCUUAAUCACACAGAACGCAUUCUUUUAGACUGUUUCAAAUAAUGGAUGAUGAGUGGACUGGCAUACAUAAUUUCACGUUUUAGAUGUAUAUUACAAAAGUCUCGACAUUGAGAGCGGUCGUAAACAAGCUCUUACUUUUUAAAUUUGUUUUAUUAUAAAAUAUGUUAGUAACAUUCAAUGAAUUUGAUUAUACUAUAGUAUUAAGAAGACUCUUAUGGCUGAGGGGUAGCUAUUAUUCUGAAUAUUUCUAGAUCUGUUACAGAUGAUCAUUUUUAUUCUGUCAUCAAAUGCACUAGGAAUAAUGACGUGAUGAAUUCGCUAUUCAACAAUAUACAUAUAUGUAUGUAUUAUGUAAUACAAAAUCUCAAUAGUAUCGCAUCAAAUGUAUAUAGGUAGAAAAUGUACCAUUGAAUCUAUUUUGUCCAAAAAAUACCUGAUUAUAUUCCGUCCAUUAAUGAUAAUGUUUUAAUAACUAUAAUCUUUAUACUAACCCGUUUUUUAUACUAUUAUGCAUAGAUGUUUGGAACGCUGCCUGAAGCGAGUACGAAAUUAUGUAAUUGGAAAUUUGAAAAUGUACAAUUAUUUUCUAAUUCGUUUUGUAUCUUUUAUAGUAUAUUUAUGAAGAGAUCUUAUUGUAAUAAAAAUGUUAACUUAUUAAACUCA